Molecule: messenger RNA, 3313 nt
Organism: Arachis stenosperma
Lineage: Eukaryota; Viridiplantae; Streptophyta; Magnoliopsida; Fabales; Fabaceae
Product: protein GAMETE EXPRESSED 2
Exons: 16
Coding region: 1-3222 (1073 amino acids)
Biological process (GO): pollen sperm cell differentiation; actin cytoskeleton organization
Molecular function (GO): actin filament binding
Source: RefSeq, a predicted model, not a curated record
AUGGAGAUUCUCAAAAUCAUUACCAUUAAUUCACUCUCUUUUGCUUUCUUCUUCUUAUAUUUAUUCUCUUGUUUUAAAUUUACAUCUUCAGAUAGAGCGGAAUUGCCCAUUCUUGUGUUCAGUUGGUGGGAUGAUAAGAAUACGUUCCAUGCCGGUGAGACUGCAGCCGUAAAGGUGAAAGUUCUUGAGCGUGCUGAUAUGAUUGAUAAGAAAGGUUUCAAACCUAUUGUAAGUGUUAAUGGGAAAGAAGGGAACAGUUCUUAUGUGUCUACUAUGUUGUUGACUUUCAAAGGUAAACCCAGUGAUGAUUGGAAGAUCUAUUUCACUCCCAUAAAGGUUGGAGUGUUCAAUGUAUUCAUCAAAGAUGACUAUUAUCAAGUCUAUGACUCAUCCUUGCAUUUUCAAGUUGAACCAGGGAAUAUGUACCCUUCUGUGUGCGUUGCAUCAUGGAAUGGCAUGAAACAUGAGUACGAAGCUGGUGCAAAAGCUACCAUCACGGUACUCCUCAAAGAUGCAUUUGGGAACAGUAUCUCUAAUAACAAGACAACUCAAGUGUCUUAUUUGCCUGACUUUAAGUUGUUUGCGCUAUAUGAAAAUAAUGGUUCUAUUGCUAGUAUGCCAGACAUAUCCAAUAUUGGAUGGAACGAGUUUGAUUAUGUUAUCAUUGAGUUUCUUGUUAUUAAAGCUGGAAAAUUCUCACUGUACAUAGAAGGAGGGAAUCAAACCUUGAAUGGCUCUCCAUUACCAUUGAAAGUGAAUUCAGGACCUGUAGAUGUUUCUAAAUGUGUUGCCAAAUGGAACAUUGAUUCACAUGCAUGGCAAUUGUCUUCUAAGAUGGAAAUCUUCAUUCAUCAAUUAGAUCAGUAUGGGAAUCUAGUUUCAGGGUUGUAUCCUUUCGAUGCCGAAGUCGUCCAAAGAGAUACAAACUUGUCAAUACCAAUAUCAGAUCAACAUUUUGAAGAAGUGGAAGCUGGAAUUCAAUUAUUUUCAUUUGGAAAUUGGGAACCGGGAAAGUUCCUCUUAACAUUAUAUGAUGCCAAGCAUAACAAAAGCAUUUCCAAUAUGCCAUAUGCUUAUUCUGUUUUUGUAGGUUAUUGUGAUGGAAUAAAAAGUAUUGUUAAUGGAUCUGGUUUGAAUGAUUCAGUAGCUGGCAUAAAGCAAGAAUUCUCUGUUUAUUUAAAUGAUGUUUAUGAAUAUCCUUCUCCUGUUGAAGUAGACAUAGUUGAAGUACAAAUUCUAAAAGAAAAUGACUCGUAUAGUGUUUCUCCAUUCAUUUAUCCCAUCCUAACUAAAAAUGAUACUGUGUCAAUUUCAAGAGUGCAACAAUAUGGUUUUAUCAGUGAGAUGAAUGUUGCCCCUUCCCCUUCAAUGGACCUUAAUAACAAUAUUAACAGGAGUGAAAGCUCUAUAGCUAUGAGUGCCUUCCAUGUAGAUUACACACCUGAGAAAAGUGGUUUUUAUGAUAUACAUGUAUAUUGUGGAAAUGUCUUAUUGAAUAAGGGUCAUACACUCAGAAAAGAAGUAAAAGCAGGUGAAGUUAAUGGUUCCUUGUCAAAUGUGGUCAAGUUUUCUUCUAAGGUGGCAAAGAUGUCAGAAAAUGAAAUACAAGUGCAGCUUAUGGAUUCAUUUUCAAACCCUGUUCUUGCACAACAAUCAAGGUUGAAGUUGGAGACUACUUCAGCUAACAAAUCUCUUUUUCAAACUUUGGACAUUAAGGAUAACAAGGAUGGUUCAUACAAUUGUAGCUAUAUGGCUAAAGAUGUUGGAACUUAUGAGAUUUGUGCUUCCUUUGAUGGCAAGGAUAUUCUGCCAUGUCCCUUCAGUAUCAAUGUGUAUAGCAGUGAGUAUUUUCCCAAAGCCAACAAUGAUAUAGUAUCUGUUUGGGAGGAUCAAUCAAUUGCCAUUGAUGCUUUAGCAAAUGAUUACUUUGCUGCUGAUAAUGCAACUAUAGUUCAAUUCUUAAAACCAGACCAUGGUUCACUUCUACAGAAUGGAAGGAUGUUUCGUUAUACUCCAUAUAAAUAUUAUUAUGGAAAUGAUUCAUUUUGGUACACAAUAUCUGAUGUGAAUGAAAACCUUGCUAAUGCUUAUGUAAACAUAUCUGUUCUUAAUGUUCCACCACAAUUUGCUUCUGUUCCAAGUGAACUACAAGCAACAGAAGAUUUGAUAUGUCCUAGGUUUGGUGGCUUCUCUGGGUUUGAGAUAGCAUAUUCAAAUCCAAUAGAGAAUAUUUCAGUUAAUUUGAGUGCACAAUUUGGAAGUAUACUUUUGUUUCCUAUGGUGAUGCAAUUUGGACAAGCAAUGUGGAAUGAACUUACCAUAAAUUCAGGGAAUGAAACUGCAAGCAGUUUGCAACUACAAGGCACUGUGGAAGUAAUUAAUUAUGCUCUUCACUCAAUUCAGUAUCUGGGAAAUGAGAACUUUUAUGGUGGAGAUAUUAUUCAGGUUUCUGCUAAGAAUAAGAAUGGAAUGAAUUCAUUGGGUGUUCCCAUUUUCAUUGACCCUGUCAAUGAUCCUCCAUAUAUUAGAGUUCCCAACUUCAUUGUAUUGAAGAGUAAUGAAGAUGAGACCCUUAUUUUUGACAAAGAGAAAGAUAAGUUCAACUUUUCCAUUGGAGAUCCUGAUCUUCCUAAUUUCCCUGGAGGUCAAAGUAAUUUUAUGUUGACUUUCUCUAUGGAAGUAAAUGAUGGUUUAUUAGUAACAAAUCUUCCAUCUAACUUGAUCAACACAACUGAAGUGAAGCACAAGGAUAGUUAUCAAUGGCAGCCUCUUCAGACAUAUGUUACAAUCUCAAAGCAUUUCAUGGUCAAAGCUACUGGAAUCAGAUUUCAGGGCACAGUCAACGACUGCAAUGGUGUUAUGGAGCAACUGUUUUUUCAUGGUGGUGAGCAUGGAGGUGUUCUGACAUUGACAUUGAAUGACAUGGGAAACCAUGGAUGUUAUCCUAAUUGUGCAGAGGGAAUGUCAAUGCCUUUAUAUACUGAGGCUAUGGUUAUUUUAAUGAGAAAGCAACUAAUGAGUUCAUUUGUUGCUCAUAGCUUAGGAUCAAUCAUUGUCAUUGAAUUUGUUGUCAUGUUCUCACUCGGAGUGCUGCUUUUAUACUUCACAUGCAAAUGUGCAAUUCUCCUUUUACAUGAAAGAAGAAAUCGUCACAAAAGCAUGGUGGCAAGUCAACAAUUGAAAUCCAGCAUGCCUCAAACUCAACAUUUAAGCAUUUUGUAGUGCAUUUGUUACAGGUUGUUAAUCAAAAUAAACACUAUUAGUAACUGAUUCUAUGAGUUGUUGAAUAUAUUAUAUAUAUCUUCAAUACAUA